Plectropomus leopardus (leopard coralgrouper) is the source of this 1035-nucleotide messenger RNA. The record is from RefSeq and is a predicted model, not a curated record. Lineage: Eukaryota; Metazoa; Chordata; Actinopteri; Perciformes; Serranidae.
AUGUAUAGGAGGAAGAAAGAGAGCGAGAGAGUGAAGGGUGGGGUGGCAGGUCUGUAUGAUGGAGCAGAGGUGGUGCUGGGGCCAGACUCAGGGCUGCAAGAGCCUGGCCCUGAGCAGCAGUUCAUCAACCAGAAGAUGAGACCUGGUUCUGGUGUGCUGUCGGUCCAGGUGCUGCCAGAUGGACCCACACGUGUCUUGCAAGUCAGUGACUUCAACCAGAGGAGAAUGAUCCGGACCUCACCCAGCACAGAGCAGGACAGGGGCAAAGAGGAUGUGAAAAAGGGGGAGCCUGAGCAGGAGCUGGAGGUGUUGGUGAACAUGGAGGAAGGUCUGGGUGUGUCUCUGGUCAGCAAGGUCCCUGAAGAGCUUGUGUUCAUUACUCUGUCUGGUAUAGAUGUCCACUUCACCCGCACUGCUGCCAACGAGGUGUUGGAGCUCAGCAUUCAGAACAUCCAGGUGGACAACCAGCUGCUGGGUACCACCCAACCUGUGAUGCUGUGUGUGACACCAAGCUCCAGUGACAGCAGUGUCAAUGACAGCGGCCCAGCCCUGCAGGUCAAUGCAGUCAAGAUUCCCAGCAGCCUCAUGCUCACUGAUCUGUACAAGCACCUCAUGGUGACGGCCAGGCGCUUCACAGUCAUCAUCGAGGAGAAACUGUUGCUCAAGCUGCUCAGCUUCUUUGGAUACGGACAGACAGAAGCUGAGCUGGAGAAAUUGGAUGAAAACAUCUACGAGAAGCACAAUGAGGAUGCAGGACCUCCCAAACGUUACUACUUUGAGAACCUGAAGAUCAGCCUCCCUCAGAUCAAACUGAGCGUCUUUACCUCCCACAAGUUGCCUCCUGAUCUCAAGGUGAAGACACGAAGCUGGAACUCACUGUGGCUGGAGAGUAGGAAACCCCGUAGCUCGAGGAACCGACAACACGUGUGGAAACGUCGUCGGGGAAAACGCUGGGUCGUGGUCGGGGACAGGCAGGGGAUCCGUAGCCGAGGAAACAGUCCGAGGAUGCAACGGUACCGUCGAGGAGCAGGCUGA